Periconia digitata is the source of this 1272-nucleotide messenger RNA. NCBI's taxonomy places the organism in Eukaryota, Fungi, Ascomycota, Dothideomycetes, Pleosporales, Periconiaceae. The record is from the annotation of a GenBank genome assembly.
UAAUGAAUUCUUGCAUCAGCAAUGGUCUGGAAUGCAGGGACAAUCUAAGUGACGAGUCUCCAUACGCGGAGUUUAACCGGGAAAUCAUCACAUGUGAAGGUACAAAUGGACUCGUUUUACCUUUCCCACAGCCGCCCCAACCGUCUCAACAGUCCUCACCGAAGGAAACCACUCUUCACACACGAUUAUUGGAGGAUACAAGUGGUUUUCACGAACACCGUAUCCAGGCUAUCAAGAGUCAGGGGAAGCUUCAGUCGCAGGAUCCGACGCUACGCAAUGCCAAACUCGGUUACAAAGUAGAGUCACUGCUGAAUCGCAUGUCGAAUUGGACUAGAAUCAAAAAGAAAAGCGAGGCUGAUACUCCAAGAUCCCUAGCUGAGAGUUACGGGAAGCGUGGUCACGUAAUUGGAUACGGUGCCUUUGGUACUGUACGCAUUGCCUGCAAGCUGGAUGCUGAAGACCCUACACGCACCCGACUUUUCGCAGUGAAGGAGUUCAAGCAGCGUUCCCGGGACUCGCUUAUUGAGCAUAAAAAACGUGUCAUUUCGGAAUACUCCAUUUCGUCCUCGAUGUACCACCCACACGUGGUUACUACGCUUGACCUUCUUCAAAGCACUAAAGGUGCAUCUUGUCAGGUCAUGGAAUAUUGCUCUGGUGGGGAUUUGUACUCAUUCGUCCUCUCAGUUGGGCAGCUUGAAAUGGUGGAAGCUAAUUGCUUCUUCAAGCAGCUGCUGCAGGGUGUUGAGUACUUACACGAAAUGGGUGUGGCACAUCGCGACCUUAAGCUAGAGAACAUUCUCCUUACCCAGCGCGGAAAAGUCAAGAUAGCCGACUUUGGCAAUGCAGAAUGUUUCCGCAUGGCUUGGGAGACAGAGGUCCACAUGAUUUCUGGGGUUUGUGGCUCUAGGCCAUAUAUUGCUCCUGAAGAGUAUGUGGAUAAGCAAUUCGAUGGCCGUGCAGUCGAUAUAUGGGCUUGCGGAAUGAUAUACAUGUCUAUGAGAACUGGAUAUCAUAUUUGGCAGACGUCACAAAAGGGAAGAGACAAAGCUUUUGAGCAAUAUGUCCAGGAUCGCAAAAAGGAAACGGGUUACAAGCCAAUCGAGCAGUUGGAAACAAUUGAAUGCCGAAACGUCGUUUACUCGGCGCUUGAUCCAACUCCCGCACGUCGUCUUACCGCCCAGCAAAUCCUGCUGUCAGAAUGGGUUAGAAAGAUUGAAGUCUGCGAUGCAGGCAACGAAGGACUGGACGUAUGCUAAGUGGCACAAUAUGACU